AUGGCAAUAAACGAAAAGCUGGAGGAAUAUUCGAGUCAGAAACACGACGACCAUGAAGGACCGGAAUACCUUCCUCCUCCACCGUCAUACUACGAGAAUGCGCCGGACCGUUUCGUGGGCGGUAUGCGGCGCCCUUCUGACGAAAAGGGUUCUCGUCCUCCCCAUGGCUCACAGUAUAAUACCCCUUACAACAGUUCUCCUUCCGGUACGACCGCUCGAGGUCUGAACGACCAAUAUUUCAGUCCACCCGCCUCUGCGCCUCCAUAUCAAAACCAAUACGCCGCACCGUCCUACCCUCCACCGGAUAACCCACAAUACCUUCGUCCCACCCAAUCAUACUCCGGUCCCUCUACCUCCAACCCUCACCAUUCCUACUCUCCCUCUACUCCUUCAUCUCCCAACCUUCGUCCAUCUACGUCUCACACGCCUUCCGCAGACACGACCAAUUCCGCCUACCCAGGCUUUACCUACGCUGGAAAAGCUCCCGCCCAGCGCGAUCCCUUCAACCCCCCUCCGUCCUGCUUCUCUCGUACACCACCUCCACCUUCUCCAACUACACCAUACACUCCUCUCCCCCACAUGCUGCGCAUCCGCUCCGCAAACGCCUCCGACCUAGCCUCCGGCUUCCUCCCCAUAUUUCCCUCCCCACCUCUCCUCAUCGCACACGACGUCCAGCCCUCGGACGUCUCCCGACUGCUCGAAGACUGUCACCUCAUGGGCAAACUGAGCGUCGGGCAGCACGUCGUGAGUGGCGUCGCGCCGAUCCUGAUGCACUUGGGAUUCGCUGGUUUUUUCGUAGGGAACGCGAUGAAGAAGGGUAUGAAGAGGAGAAAGGUGGAGAGUGUGAAGGAUCUGGUGAAAGUCUGGGACGACGAGUUCUUUAGGCCUAGGGGCUUGAGGAUUUGGGUGCAGAGGGGGGAUAUGGCUGGGACGCCGGGUGGGAUGGGGAUGGCACCGGGGAUGGCACCUGGGAUGGGCAUGAACAUGAACGGUGGUGGGAUGGGCUACGGUCCCGGUCCUGCUCCAGGGAUGCGUCCGACUCGCGAACAGUGGCGAGCAAGUGGAAGACACGACGCAGACUACGACAGCUCUAGCUCUUCAGACUCGUCGGACUCGGACUCGGACUCCGGACAUGGCCACAAAGGGAAGGGCAGGGCUGACGAACACGCUCACGGACAUGGUGAUAUGGGUAUGGGUGGCGGUCGGCCGGGCAUGGGCAUGGGUCCUGGUUUCGGUGGUGGUCUAGGAGGCCGGAUGGCUAUGAGCGAAACCAUGUUUGAUCGUCGUACGGAGAUGAUGGGUGGCGGCGGGGGUCGAGCUGGAAUGAUGGGCAUGGGUAUGGCGGCUCCCAUGAGCCGCCGUGAGGCGAAAUGGGAACGUCGAGAGAUGAAACGGGAGAUGCGUAGCGAAAGGAGAGAGAUGAAGCGCGAGAGGAGGGGGGAGAGGAGGCAGGAUAAGACGGAGAGGAGGGCGAUGAAGAGGGAGAGGAAGGUUAUGAGGAGGGUGGAGAGGACGGGCCCCGUCUACCUCGUUAUCGCCAAUGCUUGA
Molecule: messenger RNA, 1548 nt
Organism: Stereum hirsutum FP-91666 SS1
Lineage: Eukaryota; Fungi; Basidiomycota; Agaricomycetes; Russulales; Stereaceae
Exons: 2
Coding region: 1-1548 (515 amino acids)
Source: RefSeq, a predicted model, not a curated record